This is a messenger RNA of Ordospora colligata OC4, 2379 nucleotides long. RefSeq names its product minichromosome maintenance protein. Gene Ontology annotation, cellular component: nucleus; MCM complex. Gene Ontology annotation, biological process: DNA replication; double-strand break repair via break-induced replication; mitotic DNA replication initiation. The transcript has a single exon. The record is from RefSeq and is a predicted model, not a curated record. NCBI's taxonomy places the organism in Eukaryota, Fungi, Microsporidia, Ordosporidae. Gene Ontology annotation, molecular function: single-stranded DNA helicase activity; ATP binding; 3'-5' DNA helicase activity. The coding region runs from base 1 to 2379 and encodes 792 amino acids.
AUGAGCAAAAGAAGGCUUGAUGAGGAUGAAAGCACUGAAGUGUCUGGAGAGGGAAGUCUGAACUUUAGUGUGGUGCAUGAACUUGAUAGCGAGGACAUGGAGCGUAUUGAAGACGAUUCCUACAUGCUUGAUGGUGCAUCCGUUUCUGAGGUUGCUGAUCAUUCUGAUAUUGAGGAGUAUAUAGAGCAUGAUGCAAGAAUCUUUGGAUAUGAACGGAGAGAAGACUAUAAUGGCCAUGAAAUGCAGAAUGGAAGAAUGCAUAUGGAUAAUGCACAGAGUUAUGAUGUAGGAAGCGUUUUGAAGGCUCAGGAAGUAUCGAGUGACUUUUUUGAUCAAGAAUUCUUUAGAAGUGAUCUGGAGACAAGGUUUGUUAAUUUCUUUGGUACGUUUGGCAGUAAGAAGUAUGUGAAGAAGAUCAGACAGAUGUGUUCUGAAAAUAUGGAGAGCAUUGAGGUGAAUUAUCUUGAUGUUGAACAGGAGUCUAGUGACUUGGUAAGGUUAUUGGAUCAGCAUGCAGAGCGAACGAUUGAAGUGAUGAAUGUAGCGCUUGAGAGAGUUGUCAAGAUGCACUUUCCAAACUAUUAUAUGAUCAAGUCGAAGAUUCAUGCCAGGAUCACAGGGCUUCCUGUUGUUGAAGGGAUCCGAGCACUGAGGAACAAUCAUCUUGGAAAGCUUGUCAGGGUUAGCGGAGUGGUGACGCGUAGAAGUGGAGUAUUUCCACAUUACUCGAUUAUGAAGUUUAAUUGCCUGAAGUGUAAGUCAGUGUUUGGCCCGUUCAUUGCAUCUGUGUUCAAGCCAACGCAUUGUUUUGAAUGCCAAUCUAAAGGGCCUUUUUCUGUAGAUACGACAGAAACAAUAUACAAAGAUUUCCAGAAGCUUACGAUUCAGGAGAUUCCUGGGAGUGUUCCACCAGGGUCACUUCCGCGAUCGAAAGACGUGUUGCUGUUCUACGACCUGAUUGACUGCGCAAAGCCUGGGGAGGAGAUUGAAGUGACCGGCGUUUAUAAGAACGGCUUUAAUGUGUCUCUAAAUAUUAAGAAUGGAUUUCCUGUAUUUUUUACUGUUAUUGAGGCCAGCUCGGUGAGUAAAGACGAGGGUGUGUCUGAGAUGACAGAUGAAGAUAUAAGGGAGAUCAGAAGAAUGGGGAUGCAUCCAGACAUCCGAAGGAUUGUAGUGAACUCGAUAGCGCCUUCUGUAUAUGGGCAAGAGGAAGUGAAGAGAGCAGUUGCACUAGCGAUGUUUGGAGGAGUUGCAAAGGAAAGCAGGAGCCACCGGAUCCGUGGAGACAUCAAUGUGCUUCUUCUAGGAGAUCCAGGGAUGGCAAAGUCACAGUUUCUAAGGUAUGUUGAGAACACAUCGCAUAGGGCAGUACUAUCUACAGGGCAGGGAGCGUCUGGAGUAGGACUUACUGCAUCGGUUAGGAAAGAUCCUGUUGUCAAGGAGUGGACGCUUGAGGGAGGGGCACUUGUGCUAGCCGAUAGAGGCGUAUGCCUGAUUGAUGAGUUUGACAAGAUGAACGAGCAUGAUAGAACAAGCAUUCAUGAAGCAAUGGAGCAGCAGUCGAUAUCUAUAUCGAAGGCGGGGAUAGUUGCUACGCUGCAUGCAAGAUGCAGUGUGAUAGCAGCUGCGAAUCCUAUUCGUGGGCGAUACAAUGCAUCACUGGCAUUUACACAGAAUGUGAAUCUGAGCGAUCCAAUUGUGUCCAGGUUUGAUAUACUUUGUGUGAUAAAGGAUGUUGUAGACUGUGUUGAGGACGAGCGAACGGCACGAUUUAUAAUAGAAUCGCAUAGAGGAGGUAAAAGCAAGAUUAGUGGAUUUGAUGCGACAAAAAAAAUUAUGAGCCAGGAGUUGCUAAGGAAGUAUAUAAUGUAUGCAAGAAGCAAUGUUCAGCCAGCCUUUCACGAUGUGGACAUGGAGAAGAUAUCGAGCCUGUAUUCGGAGCUUAGGAAGGAGGGGCUGUCUUCUGGAUUACCUGUGACUGUCAGGCAUGUUGAGAGCAUUGUGAGAAUAAGCGAAGCAUUUGCAAAGAUGCGCCUAAGUGCAAGUGUGAAUGUGGAAGAUGUUGAUGAAGCGAUUUCUGUAGUGCUUGAUUCAUUUAUGGGUGCACAGAAGCAUUCGAUACACAAGAGCCUAAGAAAGAAGUUUAUGCGAUAUUUCAACAAAAGCAAUGCAGAUGUACUUGUGUUUUUGUUGAAAGAAGUGUUUAGUGAGAAGAUGAAGGCAUUCCACAAUCAAAGCGUUACAGUUGAUGAGUUUGAGAGACGGGCGCAAUCAUUUGGAUUUACAGUUCCUGAAGGCUUCUAUGGAUCUGAAGUGUUCAAAGAGCAUGGAUUUAAGCUGAACAGAGAGUCAAGGAUGCUAUCGAGAAAUAAUGGUUAG